Molecule: messenger RNA, 1935 nt
Organism: Oreochromis aureus
Lineage: Eukaryota; Metazoa; Chordata; Actinopteri; Cichliformes; Cichlidae
Product: programmed cell death 1 ligand 1-like
Exons: 3
Coding region: 696-1307 (203 amino acids)
Source: RefSeq, a predicted model, not a curated record
GACUUUAAACUGUUUCCAGGAUCUUUUUUUUUUUUUUUUUUUAAAUUCUGUGUGCUACUUUCUAGCUGCUAUGCCCGACAGAAUAUGUUUCCCUACGUGGGGAGCGCGCAGCGGGCAGCGAGAGCAAAUCCAAAUAACUCCGCCUGAGAACCAUGUAGACCUUAAAGUAGUGAUGUUUUACUUUUAUUUCUUUACAUUACUUUUCAGUUUGUGGGUUACGACAGAAAAUGACCCAGGAUUAUUUAAAUAAAUCGAGGACAUUUUACCUGAUAAUUAUUUUUAUCAUCCUGUAACUUUACCUCCAAACCUCCAAAAUUCCAGCAGUAAUAAUUCAUUACAAGAAGUGUUUGUCAACUAAAAAUGAAGAACGAGGCAUACUGUUUGUCCAUGAUUUGGACGGCCCAGUGUGCACUCACGACGCAGGGGAAACCUACCUGGGUGCAACACCUGCAAACUUGAAGCAAAAGUGACGUCUGGUUGAAGCUGGUCUCGAUAAAAAAAAAAUGAACCGUAGAAGAACACAUGGUGGCGCUGUUUCCCGCUGAAGUGUGUAGCUGGGAGGUGGCAGAAUGUUGGGCGGUGCUAAUUACAGGCCAUAAAGAAGAAAGUUUAGAGCUCAGUUAUCACUCGUCGUGGCCUCAGGUGUCUUCGACUGAGAUUUUAGGUUUUGUUGAGCCUGUUAGUGCAGAGAGAUCAUGGCCAGGCUGAACCUGCUCCAUCAUGCACUCUUCUGGACUCUGAUGUGUCUCUUUUUUCUACGUUCUGCCUCUAAAGAGAUAAACAGCACAGCUGGACAGAACAUCACUCUGACAUGUCGAGCUCCAAACAACAACAACAACAUCAUAGUUGUAGAGUGGAGCAGAGCUGACCUGAAGGAAGAAUAUGUCCUUAUGUACCGGGACGGUCACUUAUAUGCAGAUGGUCAGCAUCCAUCUUUUAAGAACCGGGUGGAUCUGCAGGACAGACAGAUGAAGGAUGGAGACGUGUCUCUGAUUCUGAAGGAUGUGACGAUUAAUGACACUGGAACAUACGAGUGUCGUGUCGUCAAGAGAGGAAACAACCGUGGGAAAAGAGCUGUUUUGAAGAGCAAUCCCAUCAGCAUCAUCUCCCUGAGUGUUGUUGAUCCUCCAGGUCAGACAGGAGGACACACAGAGGAUGGAGGGAAGGAGGAUGGAGGGAAGGAGGAUGGAGGGAAGGAGGCAGGAGUCAGUAGAGGACAUUUUGGGCUGAUAGCUGGUCUGAUUUUUGUUGCUGCUGUUGUUGGUUUUUUGAUCUACAGAGCACAUCAACAACAGAAUCAAGAUUAAUUCCGGCCUCCAGGUGAAAAGCAGCCUUGUUGUUACCACUGAAGUGGCUCUCAUACUUGACAUCAGUCUCACUCAUGUAACCUUGAAUUUUGAUGAUACGUUCAUCUCUAGCUGGGAGCUUUGUCAUCUGUUUUGUUUUUAGGUGAUGAGGCAGAAAAUUUCAAAUCAGUUUCCUAUUUCAGUCCUAAAAUCAGUGAAUUGUGACCCUAUGAUUAAAUGAAUGAGUUAUUUCUGUCAGAUUCUAUUAUUGUCUAAUUUCAGAGGUUAAACUGAGGUCCACAAGUGACUGAUGUGAUUGUGGAGCACUCUGACAGAACUUGAGCCAUUGUGUAUUUAUUUAUAACCAUAUAGAUAUGUAUUUAGUCAGAAAAGCAGACAUUUCUUCUCAGCUAUUGUCAAGUGUUUAGUCUUCCUUUACUUUGUACUGUACUUUACUCUGAAGUGCCCUGAGCUGUCGUGGUUCUCAGUAUGGAGAAGCAGGUAUAAGGGCUUCCUGGGUCCCACAGGAAAAAAAAAAAAAUAAACAAAUUAAAUUGCUACACAUUUUCAUAGAAUAACAUUUUAAGAUUUUGAAAAUAAAAUAUGUAUUUUUAUGAUAUAAAAUUUUAAUUUAAGAGUCAAAUGGAGA